This is a messenger RNA of Mytilus californianus (California mussel), 2886 nucleotides long. RefSeq names its product zinc finger protein 260-like. NCBI's taxonomy places the organism in Eukaryota, Metazoa, Mollusca, Bivalvia, Mytilida, Mytilidae. The transcript is spliced from 2 exons. Gene Ontology annotation, molecular function: DNA-binding transcription factor activity, RNA polymerase II-specific; RNA polymerase II cis-regulatory region sequence-specific DNA binding. Gene Ontology annotation, biological process: regulation of transcription by RNA polymerase II. Bases 297 to 2069 code for a protein of 590 amino acids. The record is from RefSeq and is a predicted model, not a curated record.
AAGAAAUGUAACCAUUGUAAAAGAAACAAAAACACAUGACAAAGAAGCCUACAAGAACACCAAUGUCAAUAAGUAUUUCCAUGGUUGUCUCUCCUUUUCUGACUGUAUACCCAUUCGUCACAACUCGGCCGAUUCCGUACCUUCAUCUAGUAGAUAGUAGCGGAUUCACCUGAGGAUUACCGAUUGAGAAUAUACCAUUAAAGUAAAUCAUUUCUAAGAUGAACAACGUACAGAAGAAAUAGAGAUAUUCAUUACCAGACAGACAAACAGACAGACAAAGAACUACAUUAUAAGCUAUGUCUAAUAACGAAGUUAAAACUUCUGAUACAAUUAUCUCCCUUGAUCUGACUCAUUGCCAUGCACCACAGGAUCAAACAAGAUGUAAAAUUGAGGAACAAACUGUGUAUGAUGAAGAAUGGAGUUGUAAUUCAAAAUUGAGAAUACAUACAGGGAUUAAACCUUUUGAAUUUGAUGGAGAUACCAAAGCAGAAAGUGAUUCAGAGAAUUCUGAAUUGCAAGGACAAACGAGAACACAAACAUCUGAUAAACCAUUUGUAUGUGGUGUAUGUGAUAAAACCUUCUUUCGAGAACCUUAUUUACUUAUACAUAUGAGAGAACACAGUGCUGACACACCUUAUAAAUGUGAAAUAUGUGGUAAAGAGUUCAGUACAAAAGGCAUCUUAAAAACCCAUAUGAAAACACAUACCAUGGAAAAACGUUUACAGACUCACAUGAGAACACAUACUGGUGAUAAACCUUAUAAAUGUGUUGUAUGUUGUAAAAGGUUUAAAGCCAAAGGAAACUUGGCUCAACACAUACAAAUACAUACUGGUGAUAAACCUUUGAAAUGUGAUAUUUGCUGUAAAGGGUUCUAUAGAAGAAGCAUCUUAACUAUCCACAUGAGAACACAUACUGGUGAAAAACCUUACAAAUGCGAUGUCUGUUGCAAAAGGUUUAAUAAUAAAGGCACUUUAACUGUACACAUGAGAACACAUACAGGUGACAAACCUUAUAAAUGUGAUUUAUGUUGUAGAAAGUUUAAUCGUGAAGGGCAUUUUACUAAACACAUGGAAUCACAUAAAGGAAAUAGUAAACAAUUUAAAUGUAAUGACUGUGGUUUAGAAUAUAAUUUGAAUGGUUUAUUACAGUUACACAUAAAGAAAACACACAUUGGAAAGAAACCUACUGAAUGUGAUGUAUGUGGUAGAAAGUGUAUAGAUCCAAGCACCCUAACUGCACACAUGAGAACACAUACUGGUGAAAAACCUUAUAAAUGUGAUGUUUGUUACAAAGUUUUUAGUCAAAGAGGAAGCUUAAAUAAACACAUGAAAUUACAUACUGGGCCAGUAACUAGUGAUAAACCUCAUAAAUGUGAUGUUUGCUGUAAAAAGUUCAGACAAAAAGGCACCAUUACUAACCACAUGAGAACACAUACUGGUGACAAACCUUAUAAAUGUGAUGUAUGUUGCAAAAGCUAUAUUGAUAAGGGCAAGUUAACUGUACACAUGAGAACACACACAGGUGACAAUCUCUAUGAAUGUGAUGUUUGCUGUAAGGGGUUCAAUCAGAAAGGCCAUUUUAUGAUACACAUGAGGAACCAUACUGGUGAUAAACCUUACAAAUGUCAUUUAUGUUUUAGAGGGUUUAGUCAUAAAGGGAACUUAACUAAACACAUGCGAAUACAUACGGAUGAUAAACCAUAUAAAUGUGAUGUUUGUGGUAAAGGAUUCAAUGUAAGAGGCGACGUAAAAAUACACAUGAUAACACAUACUGGUGAUAGACCUUAUAAAUGUGAUGUAUGUGGCAAAGGGUGUAAUACUAGUACCCACUUGACUACACACAUGAGAAAACAUACAGGUGAGACACCGUAUAAAUGUAAUGUAUGUUGUAAAAUGUUUAAACACAAAGUAAGCUUUGAUAAUCACAUAAAAUUACAUACAGGCGAUAACUCUUAUAAUUGUGAUAUAUGUUGUAAAGUGUUUAAAUACAAAACAAGCUUUGAUAAACACAUAAAUUACAUACUAGUGACUUUGUGGACUAACAUUCCUGGACCAACAGUUUCAGAAUAACAUGACAGCACAUACUCGACCAUGUUGACUGAAUUGACAGAUAAUUAUUAAUUAAUAUGUGAUAUUAUUGCCAAAAAACUUUAAAUGUAAUGGAUAUAAGCAAUCAAACCAUCCAACUGUACGGCCUUCAACAUUGAAAAAAACCACACCAUAUAGUCCGUUAUCAAGUGUUUAUUAUCAAGUGUAUGUUUAUCAAAGUUUUGCAUGAAGUAAAUAUUAAUCUUGUGUUGAGGUUAUAAUUCAUUUAAACUACAAGUUUGCAUAUUUAUAUUAUUGAAUUAAUUAUAUUUAUUUUUUGGGUAAAGAUUGCAUGAAAUACAAUCAAAACCCUAUGUUACUGACUUGAUAUCUAAAUCCUCCAAGGCUUAUCACUACCUUUUUGAUACACAAAAUAAAGUGCAUUGAUCAUAACAUUAUAUACAUCCUAUCCAUGAACAGGAAAUUUAUUAAUUUAAUAUAUGCUCAGAUAUUCAAGUCACAAAACAAUGUUCCACAUGUCAAGAAAAUUACAUAACUUUUGCAAGGUGGAGGAAUCUAAUAUCUGUUCUAAAAAUAUAAAUAAUAUCAUUGUUAAAGUCAUCUUUAAAAAUUGGAGUUAUCUCCCAUUGUCCAGAUAGGAGUUGAAUCAACUAGCUUCAUUGACAAUGCAAUAUUUAAAUUUACUUCCCACUGAUAAAAUUAACGCAAUCUUUACCCUUCUGUGCUUACAAGAACUUUGAUUUUGACAUUUGGACUCAUUCAAUGGACGUGUGGUAAUGAUUGUAUUCAGAUGUAAUCAGUUAACUUGUUGGGUAUUUUAAAACUUAUUCACACGACA